This is a messenger RNA of Medicago truncatula (barrel medic), 1399 nucleotides long. Its product is annotated as L-galactose dehydrogenase. Gene Ontology annotation, biological process: L-ascorbic acid biosynthetic process. The transcript has 5 exons. Bases 62 to 1012 code for a protein of 316 amino acids. Lineage: Eukaryota; Viridiplantae; Streptophyta; Magnoliopsida; Fabales; Fabaceae. Gene Ontology annotation, molecular function: L-galactose dehydrogenase activity. The record is from RefSeq and is a predicted model, not a curated record. Gene Ontology annotation, cellular component: cytosol.
AUGAUGAUAGUUAUCAAGAAGAAGCUCUGAAAAAGAGAGAGAGAGAGAGAGAGAGUCGAAAAUGGAGUUACGUGAACUUGGAAGAACUGGACUUAAACUAAGCUCCGUCGGGUUCGGAGCUUCACCUCUGGGCAACGUCUUCGGUUCCGUUUCAGAAGAACAAGCAAACGCCUCUGUUCGUAUCGCUUUUCAAUCCGGCAUCAACUUCUUCGACACUUCUCCAUACUACGGAGGAACACUGUCUGAGAAAGUGCUCGGAAAGGCGUUGAAAGCGUUGAACGUUCCGAGAAGUGAAUACAUUGUAGCAACUAAGUGCGGAAGGUACAAAGAGGGUUUUGAUUUUAGUGCAGAGAGAGUGACCAGAAGUGUAGACGAGAGUUUGGAAAGGUUGCAACUUGAUUACGUUGAUAUUCUUCAGUGUCAUGAUAUUGAAUUUGGAUCGUUAGAUCAGAUUGUUAACGAGACAAUUCCUGCACUCCAGAAAUUGAAGGAAGCAGGGAAGACUCGUUUCAUUGGGAUUACAGGACUUCCUUUGGAGGUAUUUACUUAUGUUCUUGAUAGGGUUCCGCCUGGAACAUUGGAUGUGAUACUUUCCUAUUGCCAUCACUCUAUCAAUGAUUCGACUUUGGAGGAUAUAGUGCCCUAUCUGAAGUCCAAGGGUGUUGGCAUUAUCAGUGCUUCUCCGUUGGCGAUGGGUCUGCUCACUGAGGCUGGCCCUCCUGAAUGGCAUCCAGCUUCACCGGAACUUAAGUCUGCUUGUAGAGCUGCUGCAACUUAUUGCAAAGAAAAUGGAAAAAACGUUUCAAAGUUAGCAAUGCAGUACAGCUUGUUAAAUAAAGAAAUCACAUCGGUGCUUGUUGGCAUGAGAUCUGUCGAACAGGUGGAGGAAAAUGUUGCUGCCGCAAGAGAACUUGCAGCUUCUGGAAUCGACGAAGCGGCUCUGUCAGAAGUCAGAACCAUUCUAAAGCCUGUCAAAAAUCAGUCAUGGCCUAGCGGAAUCCAGCAAAGUUGACCCCUUGCUGCCUGCAUUGCCUAUCAAGACUCAGUUUUCUUAUUCCGGUUAAGAAUGUUCAUUAUUCCUAUUCAAUAAGAGAAGUUACAUCCACUAUCCAAAUUAUUUGGUUUGUUGUUUAUAGUACACGCGGUGUUUUUUGUGCUCAUAUCCUCCAGCUACUUGGGAGCAAGGUCAACUAGUAUAUAUAGUCAAUACAGCCCAUCUUCUACUGCUGUUGUAACUUGGCAUAUAAUGUGUUAUAACAUUUGUGUUAUUUGAACAUUAGAUUUGAGAUUUUGUAACGUCUGUGUUAUUUGAACAUAAGAUUUGAGAUACUGUAUGGGACACUGUAGUUAUCUCUAUAUCUUGCAUUUUAUGUUAUACACCGGCCUCAUAUUUUAUAAA